AUGCCUGCUGUCAUUAACAUUACCCCCGAGGUCAAGAAGCCCCCCAAGCCCAUUGCCUCCAAGACCAAGCGAGCAACUCGUCCUAGCAACCCAGUCCCCCAAUUCCUUAUCGACGAGGCCGCCAAGACUGUCCGGGAACCCUUCGAUGCUGAGAAGCACCUUAACUACCAGGCGCCCAAGCGCAUCUAUACAAUGGCCGAGAUCGGCCUGGAGGGCCAGGGCAUUGCUCCCAACGCUGUCUGCGAGCCUUUUCAGCUCUUCACCCCCGAGGCCAUCGAACAGAUGCGUGCCGAGAUAUUUAGCGAGGAGGUUAUGCGUAAGUGCCAGCACACUUCUGGCUUUAUUAAAAAUAUGGCCCGUGGCAUGGCCCCCUUCACCUACGCCGCCUGGAAGUCCCCCGAAGUCCUUGGCAAAGUCUCCGCUAUUGCCGGCACUGAACUGAUCCCCGCUAUUGACUUUGACAUUGGCAACGCCAACAUUUCCAUCAACGACGCUGGCGAGAACAGUGUCGAGCACCCCGAAGUGAAGGACAUGGCCAAGAAGGAGGCUGAGACCUCCGCCAUGGCCUGGCACUACGACUCUUACCCCUUUGUUGUUGUCACCAUGCUUUCCAACUGCGAAGGCAUGGUCGGUGGCGAGACUGCCCUGCGACUCCCCGAUGGUAGUUCCAAGAUGGUCCGCGGUCCCGUCCAGGGAACUGCUGUUGUUAUGCAGGGUCGUUACAUUGAACAUCAAGCCCUCAAGGCGUUUGGGGCCGUAUUCUUAUUGGCCUAA
Molecule: messenger RNA, 774 nt
Organism: Fusarium vanettenii 77-13-4
Lineage: Eukaryota; Fungi; Ascomycota; Sordariomycetes; Hypocreales; Nectriaceae
Exons: 2
Coding region: 1-774 (257 amino acids)
Source: RefSeq, a predicted model, not a curated record